Molecule: messenger RNA, 1771 nt
Organism: Salmo salar (Atlantic salmon)
Lineage: Eukaryota; Metazoa; Chordata; Actinopteri; Salmoniformes; Salmonidae
Source: RefSeq, a predicted model, not a curated record
CUGUGUGUCUUCCAUGCUUGGACUCUGGGUGUGGACUCCAAGAUGGUAAGAGGAUCUCAAUCUGUAACAUAGAACUAGAAGAUUACUUCUGGAAGUGUUUUAGCACAUAGGCCUUUUCAGCAUUGCUCACUAUCCAGCAUCAACUUCUGUUUGUUCUGUAGAACUAUAGGAUUUUGAGAUGAGAACCUUGUUAUGAAAGGGUAUUACCAGCAUAUGGUGGUGCUAUAAUUCAUCUGUGAACAAGAUCACUACAGUUAAACGUUUUCAUAAACCAUUCCUCUUGUUUUUUGGGCUGUUUUUCCCCUCCUUAUUCUCUGAAGGUUCAUCUCCGUCGGCCCGGUCUCAAUUCCCUCAAACCCUUAGACAUGGUCCUUAACUGUGUUGACGACAUGUAUAAUGGCUGCACUGAACAAAUGCACAACAAGGUGCAGAAGGAAUAUCUGAAACAUGAAAUUAGAAAUGUAGGGAUCUUCAAACAAGCCUGGAUGAAGGCAGAAGGAUGUGCAAAAAAUGUGAAGCAACGAUUCCAAAAGGACAAGUCCAAGUACAAUUCUAAAGACAAACUUACACAUGAUCAUAUCAAGGCUAUCUGUGCUUACUCAGGAGGUCAAACUAAGAUAUACCCAGUGUUCAACCAAGCAGUCCGGACCAAUAGAACAGAGUACACAACCUCCUUCCAGUUCCACUCCCUGCAUUUCCUGCUGACUGAUGCUCUCCGCCUCCUGAAAGAAAACCAACAGGGCUGUCACACCACAUACCGGAGAACCAACAUGGAGUUUGGCGGUAAAGUUAACCAACUAAUCAGAUUUGGCUUCUUUGCCUCGAGCUCUCUUGACAAGGGAAUUAGUCAAUCAUUUGGAGAGAAGUCCUGCUUUGAGAUAAAGACAUGUGCAGGAGCUUAUCUCAAGUCCUACCCAGUGUUGGGAGAACAGGAGAAGGAGGUGUUGAUACCACCUUUUGAGAUGUUCAAAAUUACCAAACAGGAAAAAGGCCAGAAUGUUCUUAACUGUAAAUCUCUCUUCAAACUGGAGAGUGUAGGGUUCCAGUACAAUCUGAAUUGUAAAGCUGUUUAGGAAAAUACAGCAGUCGAACUGUCUGUUAGUCAAUGAACCUCUCUCUCAUUCAGAGAGUGAAACGAAACAGGCUGGGUUGCUUUUGCUUGGUUGUUCCCUGUGGAUUCUCCCAUCAUUGUAGACCUAUGUUAUAUACUGUAUAUUCACAUUGUUCUUCUUCUGCCAGGUCCUUAGCUCCAUAAUGUAAUGCCCACACAGGGAGAAAUCUAAUAUAGAAAUCCUGCUACCAGCAACUUCAUCAUAGGUUAUAUACACACAUGGGUUCAAAUACUAUUUGAAACAUUUUCAAAUACUUUAGCUGCAUUUAAUUCAGCUUGCCUAUUGCAAUGGAACCAAUAGAACAGUCUACAAAGUGCAAACGCUGCCCAUCUGGCACUCCAGGCAGGUUAAAUAAAACGCUCCAAGUAUUUGAAAGAUUUAAAACUGUAUUUGAACCCCGGUCUGGUCAUACAUAGCAUUUACUGUAACUAUAUUUACUGUAGCAUUAACUGUAACUAUAUUUGCUGUAGCAUUUACUGUAACUACAUGUACUGUAGCAUUUACUGUAACAAUUUGUACUGUAGCAUUUAUUGUAACUCUAUUUACUGUAUACUUUACUGUAACUGUAAUUACUGUAGUAUUUACUGUGACUAUAUGUACUGUUGUCACGUCCUGACCAGUAAAAGGGUUAAUUUGGCAUUGUAGUAUGGUCAGGGCGU